Molecule: messenger RNA, 2579 nt
Organism: Eupeodes corollae
Lineage: Eukaryota; Metazoa; Arthropoda; Insecta; Diptera; Syrphidae
Product: LIM homeobox transcription factor 1-beta
Exons: 6
Coding region: 684-2522 (612 amino acids)
Biological process (GO): regulation of transcription by RNA polymerase II; neuron differentiation
Cellular component (GO): nucleus
Molecular function (GO): RNA polymerase II transcription regulatory region sequence-specific DNA binding; DNA-binding transcription factor activity, RNA polymerase II-specific
Source: RefSeq, a predicted model, not a curated record
AUGAAUGGCCUAAGGAAAAUAGAGGAAAUUCCUAGGAAAAAUCAUAUCUCUAAAACGAGGGAAAUUUCCCUCGAAAGUCGUCCAUCCGACGACGCGUCACUUGCGGAGAAAUGAAAAUGGGGCGUUUCGCAUGUGAAAAUAUACAAUCUCUCCUUUCUUUGGGUGAGAUCCUGCGCGUAGUCUCCAACUUCAAAACAAUGCUUCUCAAUACUUUUACUUCAUAUUGUUUGUUUGACUUGAUGGGUUUUAUUUUCCUUUUGGAUGGACAGAAAAUAUGGCGAAGCUUAUAGUACCGUUGCACAUUAAUGGCUGACUUCUCCUGUUUCCGUGUUGAUGGGGAAAAUUUUGUCAAGAUGUCGAUGUCGUGUGCAAAAAAUACAAAAACAAAAACAUCGAAAAAUUUUGCAAACAUUGAGAAAGUUCCGAUCCGACUCAUUCGACCGAUUUAUUUUAUACAGGAAAAGGAAUCGGAUUUUUUUCCCAACUUUCAAUAUUUGGAGAGUUUCCUUUCAGUCGGUUGGUUGGAGUAUACACGAUUAUCCUUUUUGCAAAGAAAUCCGUCGGGAGUGCAUUUUGGAAUAUUAAUAAAAAUUGUAUCUUAAUUCCGGUGACAAGUGACAGAAGUGUUAUACUUGAAUUGAUUUUCGUUUUUCUCUUUAAAUACACAAAAGGAUUUCUUAAGGAUGCUCGAGGAUCAACAUCAUGUCCCGAUUUCCAUGUUUCCAUUGGAUAUGAAAUGCCAUCAACAACAGCAGCAACAACAGCAACAACAUCCCCAUCAUUGUCAACAACCGAUUGUAUCCGGCCUUGGACCUGGACCCGGAGUGGCGGUAUCAUCAUCAGCAUCAGGAACAGCAACAUUAUCUUCAUCGUCCCUGCCACCACCACAAUCAAUGACAACCGGAAACGACAGAAUGUUAACAAGUGCAAUCAUUCAACCGACAAUAACCGAAGCUAUGUCAGAUGUUGGUGGUGUCCUCGAAAACAGGACAACCAACCACAAUAACAAUGCCACCAACAACAGCAACAAUAACAACAACAACAGCAGUGGCAGUGGCAACAGUAACAAUGUCACCGAUAACAAUAUCAAUGGCAAUCAUAAAACUAAUAGUGUUGGCAACCAACAACAACAACACCACCAUCAACAUCACCAUCAUCCCAACGCCCACCCACACCCCCAACAUCAGCAGCAUCCUCCAGCGCCUUCCCUCCAUCACCACCAGUCCAGGACGAUUCUAAGUGAUUGCAGCAGUUCCUUGUGCAGCAUGCAAAAUUGUGGCCCAUCACAAUUGCAUAACAACCCACAUCACCAUUCCCACUCGCAUUCACAUUACCUGCAGCAUCAUCAUCAAUCCUCGGCAUCAGCAGCAGCGGCGGCGGCAGCAGCAGCGUUACAUCAACAGCAAUCGUUAUCUUCGGUCCUCGCGGCUGCGGCCGCUGCAGCGGCUGUUUCAGCUGCUGCUUCAGUUACUACCGCAUCCACAUCGUCACUGGGCUCCUCGGUGUCCUUGCAAUGUGGCUACUGUUGUCAGCAAAUAUGUGAUCGAUAUAUAAUGCGUGUGGUGGACACAUCAUACCAUGAGGGAUGCCUCAAGUGCACUACGUGCUCCAUAAACUUGGUGCAUUCGUGCUUUAUUCGCGAUGGCAAACUCUACUGUCGGAUUGACUAUGAGAGACUCUUUAUACGAAAUCGUUGCCUUGGAUGCGGACACAAGAUUGGCUCUGAUGAGCUUGUGAUGAGAGCACUCGAAAACGUUUUCCAUUUAAAAUGUUUUGCCUGCGUUGUUUGUGGUGUACUGUUAAAAAAGGGCGAACAAUAUGUGGUAAAACAGGGACAACUCUUCUGUCGAUUUGAUUAUGAGAAGGAAGUGGAAAUGCUCCAAGGAUACGAGGAUUUCUAUGGUGAUGAAUUGUUUCCACCAAAAUUAGAUGGCAGACGAGGACCGAAACGACCAAGAACAAUUUUAAAUACCCAACAACGAAGAGCAUUUAAGGCAUCAUUUGAAGUCUCCCCGAAACCAUGUCGUAAGGUUAGAGAAAACCUUGCAAAGGACACUGGGUUGAGUCUGAGAAUUGUUCAGGUCUGGUUUCAGAAUCAACGAGCUAAAGUGAAGAAAAUUCAGAAGAAGGCUAAGCAAGAGCAGAAAGGUGCUAGUGAGACGGAUUCACAAGAAUCGGAUAGUAGUUUGGCGAAGGUUAAAGAUGAAGCACAUAGUGACAGUGAGUCCCUGGAAUCGCCGUUUUCAUUGGGGGAAAAGUCACGAUUGAUCAAAGACGAAAUUCAAAAUGAAAAUACACCAUUUAAUUGCACGGAGACGAACAAAGAAAAUUGCAACAAAACAAACGAACCCAUCCUCAACACAAUUCUUGGACUAAGUUAUGCCACAUUCCAGCAGCUUAUUGGUCCAUUCAACCAACCACCGAUGAUCAAUCCAAUUGACCGAUUGUACAGUAUGCAGAAUUCCUAUUUUCGUCCUGAAGAUAUAAAUUUUAAUGAAUGCAAGGAUCCUGAAGAAAAUUAAACAUCCACCCUAAUUAAUUGUAAUCUGUUUAGUAAAAUAAAAUAACAAAACAAAAAA